Messenger RNA from Pantherophis guttatus, 1510 nucleotides. RefSeq names its product perilipin-3-like. Gene Ontology annotation, cellular component: lipid droplet; cytosol. The record is from RefSeq and is a predicted model, not a curated record. Lineage: Eukaryota; Metazoa; Chordata; Lepidosauria; Squamata; Colubridae. Gene Ontology annotation, biological process: lipid storage; positive regulation of triglyceride storage.
AUGGUAUAUAAGACCACUGAGGCCGGAAGUGGCUUUAUCUUUGGCUUUGAGUGCUGGCCGCUCUUUCUCAUUAUUGUCAUCAUGUAUUCUCCUGGAGCAGAGUUAAUGCCUGUAAGGAUUGUAAAUGAACAUCAGUGUGCCAUCCAAAAGUUUGUUGAUCUGCCAUUAAUCAGUUCUACUUAUGAGUGGGUUUCGUCUACCUAUAAUUUUGCCAAGCAGUCUCAUCCAACUAUCCAAGCAGUCUUUGAGAUGGCAGAGACGGGUGUGAAGAAUAUUGCAAGCAGCACAGAGCCUCUUCUCGACAUAUUUGAACCACAACUUUCUAUUGCAAAUAUGUUUGCGUGUAGGCUACAACACAAAUUUCCUAUUGUGCAACAGACAGUGGACCAGAUCAUGACAAAUGCCAUUGAAUCUAUUUAUACCAAAUUAACUGAAGCAAAGGAUAUUAUGGAUACCAUGCUAGAUAUAGGCAUUGAAGCUGCCGCGGAGAGCGUGGAAGUGACAUUGUGUUCAGUGAGGAAUGCUGUAAACACUAUGAUGGAAAUCAACAUGGCACAGAUGAUGGCCAGUAGUGUUGACAAGAUGAUCUUCAAAUCGGAUGACUUACUAGAGCGCUUUCUGCCAAUCACGGAUGAGGAAUUUUUUGCCAUUGCAUUUUCGGACCGCUCUGGAGCAGCCUCUCUUGAAAACCAGAAAGAAGACCCAAGUUACUACAGGCGCCUGGGUUCCUUGUCAAUCAAGCUCUGUAGUCGAGCCUACCAACAUUCUCUGAUAAAGAUCAAACUGGGUGCACAGCAAGCAUUGUUCCAGCUUGAACAGCUCUUUUACUUGCUAAAAUAUACCAAGGAGGAAUUGAACUACAAAGUUCAUAGAGGUCAAGAAAAAAUGUACCAAAUGUGGAAGGAAUGGUACAAAGGUCAACCUAAGCAGGAUCAGAGCAGUGAAGCAAAUCAGGCAGAGAUGGAAUCUCGUGCUCUAGCCACAUCUUACAAUGUUGCACAGAAGAUGCAGGAGGUAUGCCAGAAUGUCUUAACUAACAUGCAGAGCCUUCCUCAACAUCUUCAAGAAAAAAUCCAACAGGCUCAGUGUGAUUUAAAAGAGCUGCAAACUGUCCUCUCUACUGCCACAACCUUCCAGGAUCUUCCCAGUGGCUUCCUGAAAGAGACCCCAGAAAAAAUUAACAAGGCCAGGAAGGCUCUGUUUGAAGUCAUGGAAUAUAUAGCUAAAUACACUUGUCUGCCAUGGGUAGAAGGACCCUAUUGUCCUGUUGAAUAUUCAGCAGAGGAAGCCAUAAAACACAAUAACAUAUAUUAGUUCUUUACUAUUAAUGAUCCAUGAAACAGAAUAACAUAUAUUAAUUCUUUACUAUUAAUAAUAUUGAGAACUGGUGUCUUCAACAAAGGCAUUCCUUGGACAAGAUUUAGGUGGCAAGGGUCUUGGAGAAGGAGAGAAAUUAAUAAAUGGAUUGACCUGUUUAAAGUAAUUAUUAACCACUUUCAUAAUGUGCAUG